This is a messenger RNA of Symphalangus syndactylus (siamang), 8400 nucleotides long. It is a transcript of the gene PPP2R1B, whose product is annotated as protein phosphatase 2 scaffold subunit Abeta. NCBI's taxonomy places the organism in Eukaryota, Metazoa, Chordata, Mammalia, Primates, Hylobatidae. Gene Ontology annotation, molecular function: protein phosphatase regulator activity; protein binding. Gene Ontology annotation, cellular component: nucleus; protein phosphatase type 2A complex; cytosol. Gene Ontology annotation, biological process: protein dephosphorylation. The record is from RefSeq and is a predicted model, not a curated record.
CUGGGCGCGGGGCGGGGCCUGGGCGCGGGGCGGGAGGCGGUGACCAGCAGGAGUAGGAGAAAGAACAUGGCGGGCGCAUCGGGGCUCGGGACCGGCCCAGGAGCAGCCGGGGGAGACGGAGAUGAUUCGCUCUACCCAAUCGCGGUUUUAAUCGACGAGCUCCGCAAUGAAGACGUGCAGCUCCGACUCAACAGUAUUAAGAAGUUAUCAACAAUUGCCCUAGCACUUGGAGUAGAAAGGACGCGAAGUGAAUUGUUGCCAUUCCUUACAGAUACGAUUUAUGAUGAAGAUGAGGUACUAUUAGCUCUUGCUGAGCAGCUGGGAAAUUUCACUGGCCUAGUGGGAGGUCCUGACUUUGCCCACUGUCUGCUGCCUCCUUUGGAAAAUCUGGCAACUGUGGAAGAGACUGUUGUUCGUGACAAGGCUGUGGAGUCCCUGAGACAGAUCUCGCUGGAGCAUACUCCUGUUGCUCUGGAAGCUUAUUUUGUACCUCUGGUGAAACGCCUAGCAAGUGGGGAUUGGUUCACCUCUCGCACAUCUGCAUGUGGUUUACUCAGCGUUUGCUAUCCCAGGGCAUCAAAUGCUGUUAAAGCAGAAAUCAGACGGCAAUUCCGUUCCUUGUGCUCAGAUGACACACCAAUGGUACGACGUGCUGCUGCUUCCAAAUUGGGUGAAUUUGCAAAAGUUUUGGAAUUAGACAGUGUGAAAAGUGAAAUUGUUCCACUGUUCACUAAUCUAGCUUCAGAUGAACAGGAUUCAGUGCGCCUCCUUGCUGUGGAAGCUUGUGUCAGUAUUGCCCAGUUAUUGCCUCAGGAUGACCUUGAGACUUUGGUGAUGCCUACACUUCGACAAGCAGCAGAAGAUAAAUCUUGGCGAGUUCGCUAUAUGGUGGCUGACAAAUUUUCAGAGCUCCAGAAAGCCAUGGGUCCUAAAAUCACCCUAAAUGACCUCAUUCCCGCCUUUCAGAACCUACUUAAAGACUGUGAAGCUGAAGUCCGGGCGGCUGCUGCCCACAAAGUAAAAGAACUUGGUGAGAACUUGUCCAUUGAAGAUAGAGAGACCAUAAUUAUGAAUCAAAUUCUGCCUUAUAUAAAGGAAUUAGUAUCUGAUACCAGUCAACAUGUCAAAUCGGCUCUAGCUUCUGUAAUUAUGGGAUUGUCUACUAUUUUAGGCAAAGAAAAUACCAUUGAACAUCUUCUACCUCUUUUUUUAGCUCAGUUGAAGGAUGAGUGUCCUGAAGUUCGUUUGAAUAUCAUCUCCAAUUUGGAUUGUGUAAAUGAAGUGAUUGGAAUCCGUCAGCUCUCUCAGUCUCUCCUUCCUGCCAUAGUGGAACUGGCAGAAGAUGCCAAAUGGAGGGUCCGACUGGCCAUCAUUGAGUAUAUGCCGCUGCUGGCAGGCCAGCUGGGUGUGGAAUUCUUUGAUGAAAAGCUGAAUUCUUUAUGUAUGGCUUGGCUGGUGGACCAUGUAUACGCCAUCCGAGAAGCUGCCACCAACAACCUCAUGAAACUAGUUCAGAAGUUUGGUACAGAGUGGGCCCAAAAUACCAUUGUUCCCAAAGUGUUAGUAAUGGCAAAUGAUCCUAAUUACUUGCAUAGAAUGACCACUUUAUUCUGCAUUAAUGCACUGUCUGAGGCCUGUGGUCAGGAAAUAACCACUAAGCAAAUGCUGCCCAUCGUAUUAAAAAUGGCAGGAGACCAAGUAGCAAAUGUUCGCUUCAAUGUGGCCAAAUCUCUACAAAAAAUUGGACCAAUUCUAGAUACCAAUGCUUUACAGGGAGAAGUUAAGCCAGUACUACAGAAGUUAGGUCAAGAUGAAGACAUGGAUGUCAAAUACUUUGCACAGGAAGCUAUAAGUGUGGUGGCACAAAGGCUGAGGAAGCUAGAUUUUCCUGUGAAGGACAGUAGAGAACCCAGUGUCCCUCGGGCUGACAAGAACCACUUCCCAAGACCCAGAGUGCCUGGAGAGGACACGGCGAAGCUCAGAUGUUCUACAAGCCGCAUUGGAUGCCACUCUGUGUGGAAAUGGUGUGAAAAGCCCCAGUUCAGCAGUCAGUGGGUGCCAGCCACUGCCCCAGGGCCAUUGAUUAGGAGGGUGAUUUGUGACUUACAGAUACAUUCAGAAAAGGAGAGCAGCAGGGCUUGGCUGCCUCGUGCGGACGCCAGACUGCGUUUACUUCAUGGGGAAAAAUCUGACAUUCUCACACCCAUUCUAGUGGGUUCGCUUAGUGAAAAUUCAAUGAAGUAACAUCAAAAAGUCUGCCUUUUAAGCCACAUGGCUUUUUAUUUUAUGUGAACUGAAACCAUGAAAACGUUUUUUUCCUGUUGCUGAAGUCCAGAAUCGCAGUCACUCAUCUUAGAACGUUCUUGCCUUCCUGAGGGGCUGCAUACUUGUCCGUGGGCAGCUCUGGCUGUUCCUGCAGUGGCCGCACAGUGGGAGGAAGGGCUGGGUGACCGCUGUCUGGAUGGAUUCCCGGGGUGGCCAGCCAUUGGAGUCCAUGUCCUCUUCACAGAACUGGGCCUCAGGGAGGAGAGCUUGGCUGAAGGAGUGGGAGCGACGGUUACACACUUUUUAGGCCUAAACCACAGACUUCUUUGGGAAGAAAGGGGUUACGUCUUCCUACAAAUUCAGAGCCAACUGCUCAUGCCAUGAAUGCGUGGUAUGACCUGAUCUGAGUGUGGAUCAUUGAGGCGGCCCUCCCAUGGCUGACCUGCUCAGGUCUGACAGGGCCCGGGCUGCGCCUUCGCUAGCUGAGGAGUUAUUGAGAAUUAGUUGCUGUUACUCGAGCCUUGGUCACUGCAGCACCUUGUCAGGCACUUCAAAUCUCAUGUCAUCCUCACCCACCCUAGGUGGUAGGUGCUGUCAUUAUUUUUCGGUCCCUCAUGAAUCUCCCCCAACCCCUGUCCUGUCUAUUUGGGAAUCUUUUUUCCAGGAAAGGAGGUCCUGUGGUGCUAGGCCUCUGAGGCUUCAGUUCAUUUAACUCAGAAAAAUCCCCUGCCCCAUGACUCAGGGAGCCUUCCAUGCAUUUGUUUCACUUAAGGAAAAUGUCCUGAGGGUGAGAUGGAAAGGGAAUUGGCUGUUGCCAGGCAGAGCCCUGUGUGUCAGGGGCCAGCAGCCAAGUGAGUGAUCCAGGAAGUCAUCCAGUUGCAACCAGAAAUUGUUCUUAACCCCUCGCUGUCUAGGGUGCGUAGGGGACUUGCCAGUCUGUCCGUCUGUCCGAAUGGGGUGGGCGUGAGCACAUUGCUGUUGAGAGCCCCGGGAGCUGUCAGUUCUCAGCCAGCGUCAGGGCCCUCAGGGAGCCAUUGGACAUCCCAGGGGCUGGGCCUGCCACUUGAAUAGAAAAUGGAAAGGGCGAGAGCCAGUCUCCUUUGGUGAAGGGUGCCUCCUUGGUACCCUUGAAGUCUGUGGAGGUGCCUCUGUGUUGGAUGUCACAUGUGUCCCCCCAGGCAGGAUCUGCCAGGGAGCAGCAAGGGUCACCUCCCACACCCUGCUGCCCCGGGUCCACGCAGUGGCUCGCUCCUGGACGCGACGCAGGGUGCCCCCGACGAAGCUGCUGACGGGCCUUGUCAGGCGGGGGUUAACAGGGGAUUUGUUUAUUGAAUCACCAAGUAGCUGUCACAUGAUUUUAAUCAAAACACCAUUUCCCUGACAACAGUGAUGUCAGUCUUGUUAUUGCAGGAAGGAGCAGCUGUGAGGGACAUUCAGUCUCCAUGCUGAGCCCAGGUUUGGAGACUAAAAUCAAGUGAAGCAUCCAUAAAUAAUGGCUACAGACACUGCCUGACUGCGUCCACCCUCCUCCUCUUCCUUUUCUCUGCAGACAGUCUGUCCUGUACACGCACUGACCCGAGACCAGCCCCUGCACCGCGUCUCAGCUAAGACCAUCUUCUGCUUUCCAUGCCCCUUCUACUCUUGUUUCUGGUUUUUCCUGCCUGCCUUAUUUUCCCCAAACUCAGAGAGUCCCUUGGGCCCCGAGGGUCUCUGACUUGUGCCUUUUGAUGCGUGUCUCUUCUCUGGAUUUAAUCAGCACCUGCUGGUGAACCAGGUUGUUCUGGGCCUGAGGCUGGAGCCAUUCUGCAGCUCAGGAACCUCGCUUGUCCUAGAGCCAGCCUCUAGCAUCUAGCUGCAUGUCCCGUUCUUCCCAGAGAGUUAGGCUGGCGGGGCGGUCGCGCUGCAGCUCUGAGGAGCUCCGCUGGGAGUGUGUGAAGGGGAGGAGCUCCUUAAGGGCCAACCUCUUGGCCAGCGGAUUUUGUUCUCUUGAACCCAGAAAGACUACAGGAGGUGUGAGUCCAGUCAAACUGAGGACUGAUGACAAAGACCAAAGCCCAGGGAUGUUUGAUCCCAUCCCCAGUGGCCUCCAGUUAAGGGAAUUGGACCUUGAAGUCCAUGGGGAAGUCAGAUGUAGGCCGGUGACAGGGCCCACAGGAGCAGGUCCUUAGGCUGACCUCUUGUCAGCGCCCUCUCCACUGUGGGGCCUGGGGACGGAGCUGUCCGCACAAAAAGACUCCCCCAGGCCUUCCAGGUCUUCUCCACACUGGAGCUGGACCUAACAGUUGGAGAUAAAAAAGUCUUCCUACCUGCGACAUAGAUUCUCAGGGAUGUUCUUAUGUUUGUGGUACCCAUGACUGAUGCUGCCUAGAACUCAUUUCUGAAAAUUCAGAAAUCCUGGGGCAGAGUUCCCAGUUCUUAGCCUGGAGCAGAUGCUCAGAACAGCGCAACCACCCUUAAGUCGGUGAAGACAGAGCUCACAGGCAAGAAGCAGCCAUUUUCUGUACCUAGUGUUGGGGCAGGCAAGAGUUAAAGUAAGACAGGCAGAGUGGGACUCUGUGACAGCCCUCCAGGGGAGUGGAGGUCUUCCAGGAGUGCCAGGCCAGGCUGCAUUUGCCCCUCGCAGUAAACCCAGGGGUGAAGCCAGCCAGCCUGUGCUCCAAGCUACCACUGGAGACACCAGCCUUUACAAUGAUUUGCCUGGGUUAGUGGCAGGGCUGAGAGGGCGCCAGGGGCUGAGGCCUCUGUCAGAGGUUCUUUGCUGCCUCCCGGACUGUCCCUGCCUGGAGGGUGGCCAGGUGGCGGCUCCCGGGCUGGGUAGGAGCUGGGCCCUGCUCUCCCAGGCUUGCUCUAUGCCCAGCCCUCCUUGCCUGGCCCUCGCAUCCCUGGUUCCCUUCUACUGCCUGCCUGCCCUUCAGCCCUCACUGUGCUGGCACAGGGGCGCUGCCAAGCAUUCGGGCUCUGUAGUGACUGGAAGGCAGUUCUGGCAGAUCUGAGACGGAAGAGACAGGCAAGGCUGUGCACUCCGGGAGCUGUGUGGCGUGCUUGGAGGAAAGGGUUUGGUGGGCUUUUCCUCCGUUCCGUUGUGUCCCGCCCCCAACUAUGUGGGUGGCCCUGGGGUGACGAUGAACAGUCUCCUCAGGGUCCGAGUUGUCAGCCCCCUCUGGGCAUCUCACUUUUGGGGAGUGAGGAGCUGGAGCCAGAGCUGUCCCAGCCGACCUGAGGAGAGAGUGACUCAGUUCUCCCUUUGAGAAGCUCAAUCCCUAAUGCCUCAUUUUCCUCUGAGCCCAUAUUUUCUGAACUUUCUGCUCAUCCAGCUUUUGGGGGCUCGGCUCCAGGGGAAGUCCGCUUCCCAUGCUGCGGCUCCCUCCUGUCUCCUCCCUCCCAGACACUGGCUGGCUAGGGGGCUCAGCCCAGCUCAUGCUUUCCCUGGGCUUGGAAUCUCUCUCUACCAAUUUCAGAGCAGCUCUGAGUCAGUCCACCCUAGGAAAUCCCCCCAGAAACAUGGACAAAGGGAGGCAGCAGCAGGAAGGCUUGCUGGAAAGAACAGUGGCUGAGGUGCCUGGCAAGCUCUCUUCCCUGCCUGACCUUGGGUUUGGUCUGAGUGAUUUGUGGGCACAGCUUCAUACCCGAGGGAGGCAGGUGUGCCAGUGGCGCCUGUGUCCGAGGGAGGGCCCAGCCCCUUUGCUUCAGUCAGGACCCACAUCUGCCUCCUAAGGGAUGUUGUCCAGGAUGAUUCCUGUGCGAUAAUCCAUCGCUCAAGGGCUGCUCAGCUUUUGAAGUCACUGGUGGGGCUGAAAUGAGAAGGGCAGAGCCAUGCUCUCAAGCCCCCAGGGCAGAACAGCCAUGCUCUGUGCAGGUGACAUUUUCUUUGUAGCCACGUAGCACCCAGGAUUUAGUGCACAAAGCCCAGAACUUCCUCCCAUGGUGCCCACAGGCUGCUGGCAAGCAGGAGGCUCCCUGUCACCUGGGAGGGAUGAGAACCCCUCAGCAGGGAGGGUCCCUGUGAGCUUUGUUUGUUUGUUUUUUGAGAUGAAGUCUUGCUCUCUCGCUCAGGCUGGAGUGCAGUGGUGCGAUCUCGGCUCACUGCCACCUCUGCCUACCAGAUUCAAGCGAUUCUCCUGCCUCAGUCUCCAGAGUAGCUGGGAUUACAGGCGCUCGCCACCACGCCUGGCUAAUUUUUGUAUUUUUAGUGGAGAUGGGGUUUCACUAUGUUGGCCAGGCUGGUCUUGAAGUCCUGACCUCAGGUGAUCCACCUGCCUCUGCCUCCCAAAGUGUUGGGAUUACAGGCGUGAGCCACAGCACCUGGCCAAGAACUUUAACUCUGAGAGAGCAGAGGCUGAGUCAGGGGUUCCUAACUUUGGUCGCUGGUGGGGAGGGGGGCCUCAGGGGGCCCAGGAACCAACUCCUGUCCUGAAAUUCUGUGUCCGAAGUUCUGGGUCUAUGUACAUGCUCUUUGGGAAGAGUCCAUAGCUUGCAUGUCAAGGGGAUCUCUGAGCCCUUGAUUUAAGAUCUAGUGGGGCAGAAAGUAGCUGCUUGCCAGGAACAGAACCUCAGGCCCUGUUCCCACCUGUCCUGUGUCUUGAUGAAGGACUUGGGAAGUGCAGGCACUGCUGGCCAGUUCCAUCCACCGGGCAGAGGCCCUGGGUUUGGGGUGCAGGCCUCCCUGCUGCUCUCCUUCCCCACCCUGCUGGAGCCUUCGACUCACAAAGGCUGCAGAACUGAAGGGUGUCCUGGGGAGUGCGGGGUUGGGGCCUGGCUGGCCACUGGUCUGUUAUUUUGCCUGCGUCCUGGGGCAUUGGAGUUGUUUUUGGCAACACAGAAUAAGAAUGAUGGAGAAAUCUGGUGGGAAAGGGAAAACAUUGUUACUAAAAUCUAGUGCUUUCCUUAAAAAAGAAAUGAAACUCAGCAAUACUGAAAUUUUGGGUAGCCAAGGGGUAACCGCCAGUUUAAGGCAGAACUGAGCUAUUGUCAGCAGAGUUGGGCAGCAGUGGACGUCAGUGGAGAGGGCUCCACUCCUUCCAGCCUCUGCCAGUGUGGGCCCUGCCGACUGCACCUUCCCACCCCUACCCAGAGACCAGUGGCUCACCCCACAGGGAGGGAACUGUCUCUGUUCUAUAGCAUGGGCUCAAUUGGAAUGGUUUGAGUGAAACCAAAUUUCAGUUGAGAUCCUGCUGCCAGCAAGCUGGAUAUAACAGUAGCCUUUCACUCAGGGCCUGGCACUGAAACAGGUCCAGGAUGCAGGAGAGCAGCUUGGCACAUGGUGUCUUCAGCACCCUGAGGGCGCGGAGCUGGGCCUCAAAAGGGUGCCCCGCCCCUGUGAGGGAGCGCACUGUGUGAGCGCGCAUGCAGUGUCGAGGCCUUUGGCAGACCCCAGAGAAGAUGUGACAUUGUGACUAGUAGCAGUGUCUUUUGCCUGGCAGCUUGCAGCACCUCCCCUCCCAUUUCCAGCCCCUGCCCUGCAGCUGCCUGUCCUCGGAGAGCCCGACGAGAGCCCCCUGCAUCUGCCUCCCCUCCUCCUACCGUGGCACGAGGCCCUUGCCCAGACUACCUGGGCCAAUGGGCUUUGCCCUGAGACUCUGAGAAUCAAGGAGCAGUAAUUAAGCAGUGCCUAGCAGGGCCGUGUCCUUGUGCAGGCUGCGGUUAGCAGUGCUUCCGUCAGCGAUCUGCAGCGGCUAACGUGUACUCAGGCGAUUCGGAGCAAGGUAUUAUUUACCCUGCUGACGUCAAUGAGAACAUAUUAUCCACUGUCCUUUUCUGCAGCCUGAAAUGAGCACCAGAACUCAGAGAACACAGCCACCUUCCAUACUCUAAAAAUUCCACCCAAGGCCCGAUGAGGCAAAAGCCUUAUCGCAUUAACCUGACAUUUCACAUCAGCCGGGCUCUUAGAAAACAAGUUGUUUUUAUUUUAAUUCAAGAGGGUUGGAAACAUAAAAACAGUACAUUUUCCUUGCAGAAAAUUACCCCAUUUAAAUUACCAUUUGGUACAAAGAUUAUUUAUUACACUGCAUUUUAGGCAAUUUUCUAACAUUGAGUGACAAGUUAUACUUUUGAUUUUUUUUCACAUUGGAGCUAUUAUGAUUUGCACUCAUAAUACCAAAGCUACUGAACUCACCAAUUUUUUUCUUAGUAAUUAAA